UUUCUUUCCUUCACUGUAAAGUUGUGUUCGCGUUAUUUCAUUUAGAAAAGUAGAACGUCGUUUUAUAUUUUAUAAUUCCGUAAAAUGCCACCCAAAAACGAUAAAAAAGGAAAGCCUGCUGCAUCAGGCAGUGGAGAUAAGAAGCCAUCAGGUAGUGAAAAAAAGCCUGCUGCAGCUGCUUCAUCUGAAAAGAAACCAGAAAAGAAGCAACCUGCACCUGCUCCGUUACUUGAUACCAAAAAACCCACAGAAAAAAAAUCUGCCGAUAAGAAACCAGCAACUGAUAAAAAAGCUGCUCCUGAAAAGAAGGCUGCACCAGAAAAGAAAGCUGCACCAGAAAAGAAAACUGUUGCUGAUAAAAAAGCCCCAGUUGAAAAAAAACCAGUAGACAAAAAAGCUGCACCGGCUCCUGUCGAAAAAAAACCGGCUGAUAAGAAAAAGGAUGAAUCUAAACCUAAGGCUGAAGCUUCCAAAAAAGCUGAUCAAUCUAAAGGUAAAAGUUCAGACAAAGGUAUUAAACGUCCAUCUACAGAAACUGAAAAGUCUGGACCAGCACCUAAAAAAUCAACUAGUAAAGUUGAUAAUAAAUCCAAGAAGGAAGCUGAAAAGCCUAAGAAGGAAGUAGCAGCCAAGAAGAAGACUACUGAUGCAUCUAAAUCUGCCCCUGCUGCUAAAAAGACUGCAGCUGAACCAGCUGCCCCCAAAACAGCUAAGAAAGCAGCACCCAAGAAGGAUAAGCCUAAGGCUGCCGCUAAACCUAAAACUGGAGAUAAGAAAGAAACCAAAGCUGCUGAUAAGACCAAAAAGGCAACUAAAGGAAAGUCAGCCGCAGCCAAGAAAUUAAUUAAGGGUGCUGCAGCUGCUGCUGCUGCUAAGCUCAGGAAGGAAAAGAAGGCUGAUUUAGCUAAAGGUGAAAAGAAGGGUGUUAAAGUAGGAUCAAAACGUGAUGCUGUAAAGAAAGCUUUGAAAUCUAAAAUCAGGACUUUAAAAGGACCUCAUGGAACUAGAAUUCGUAAGAUCAGGUAUUCUGUCCACUUCCGUCGUCCUAAGACCUUCCAACCACCAAGAAAUCCAAAAUACCCAAGGAAGUCUGUUCCUAAGAGAAAUAGGAUGGAUGCUUUCAAUAUAAUUAAAUUCCCUUUGACUACUGAAUCUGCUAUGAAAAAAAUUGAAGACAACAACACCUUAGUCUUUAUUGUGCAUUUACGUGCGAAUAAACACCACGUAAAAGCUGCCGUUAAAAAGAUGUACGAUAUCAAUGUGGCCAAAGUCAAUACUUUGAUCAGGCCCGACGGCAAAAAGAAGGCGUACGUACGAUUAGCACGUGAUUAUGAUGCAUUAGAUGUCGCGAACAAAAUCGGUAUCAUAUAAACGUCUGAUUGUUGUAUAUUUACUUUAUUUUAAUAAAAUAAAAAAUAAAAAAAAUCCGAA
Messenger RNA from Sipha flava (yellow sugarcane aphid), 1431 nucleotides. RefSeq names its product histone H1-I (gene RpL23A). Gene Ontology annotation, cellular component: ribosome; nucleosome; cytosolic large ribosomal subunit. Gene Ontology annotation, biological process: ribosomal large subunit assembly; translation; nucleosome assembly. The coding region runs from base 85 to 1371 and encodes 428 amino acids. The transcript is spliced from 5 exons. Lineage: Eukaryota; Metazoa; Arthropoda; Insecta; Hemiptera; Aphididae. Gene Ontology annotation, molecular function: rRNA binding; DNA binding; structural constituent of chromatin. The record is from RefSeq and is a predicted model, not a curated record.